Cryphonectria parasitica EP155 is the source of this 1182-nucleotide messenger RNA. RefSeq lists its product as uncharacterized. Gene Ontology annotation, molecular function: zinc ion binding; RNA polymerase II complex binding. Gene Ontology annotation, cellular component: DSIF complex; nucleus. The record is from RefSeq and is a predicted model, not a curated record. NCBI's taxonomy places the organism in Eukaryota, Fungi, Ascomycota, Sordariomycetes, Diaporthales, Cryphonectriaceae. Gene Ontology annotation, biological process: positive regulation of DNA-templated transcription, elongation; mRNA processing; chromatin organization. The transcript is spliced from 3 exons. The coding region runs from base 95 to 457 and encodes 120 amino acids.
AGCUUCACCGCCAAUAACAAUAAUAACAAUUCACGUCAACGACAUCAUAUUCCUACGAUCGCAUCUAUCAAACCCUACUCUUACUCGCUCCACGAUGGACAAGUUCAGCUCCGAGACGCAGCGCAGAGGCAAACGUGCCUGCAUGGUCUGCUCCAUCGUCCUACCAAAAACAGAGUUCAAGCGCAACGGAUGUCCCAACUGCGAAGAGUACCUGCACCUCGCCGGCAACGAGGAGGCCAUCGAGCUAUGCACAUCGUCCGUCUACGAGGGCCUCAUCGCUCUUGCCGACCCCGCCCGCUCCUGGGUAGCCAAGUGGCAGCGCAUCGACAAGUACAUCAAAGGCACCUACGCCACCAAGGUCAUGGGCACCUUGCCUCCUGAUGUCGUCACGAACCUGCUGGAGGAGUAUAAUAUCCGGUAUAUACCACGUGAUGGGAGUGCGGGCAAUGAUGAUUAAAGGCACGUAGCGACUCCGAUCUGAUGGUUGAGCUGAGAGGUGGGGCUUCUGAAUCUCAAGAGGCAUAACGCCCACUGCCUACGACACGACUCGAACGUCUUGCGGAGCUUGCACAUAUCCUUGAUGGUGACUGGGCGAAUGACAUUCCAGACAUUGAUACUGUGGACCGAGAUGGUUCAAAAAUACAGGUUUCGAUCAGAAACAUCAACGUGGAGCUGCAAAUUUCUGGCCAAGGUGCAGAGGCACAGGCAGUGGAUAACUUAAAAAAAAAAAAGGUCACGCAGGGUUGCCAGAGCGCAGUGGAGGUAGCGUUACUGUUACCUUUUUAAGGACAAGGACAAGGGGCGACUUGAUGCUAUUGAAGGCCUGACGAUGCUGGGAGAUUGAAUCUGGGGAUCCACCACUUGUGGAGAGAAGAGUCUUGCUGCAACUGAAAAUGAAGGGCAGGGCGGCUGGCUCUUCAUGAUGAAUAGAUCAAUGGCGCAAGAGAGGGAAGCGCGGCGUCGUGCCAUAUGAAGUGCCGCUCUCGAGCGCAUUCUAAAGCAGACCUGAAAAGGCAGAAGAGGCAGCGGUCGGACUUGCGAGCCUACUCAAAACCAACAAGGGGUAGACAACAGCAGCAUGGUUCAUGCAAAACGGUUGCUGUGAUGGGGGUGCAAUAUAGCAUUGAAAUGAGUAGCCGAGGACUGCACGAAUUUUUUUUUAAAAAAAAAAUUGACCAAACC